This is a messenger RNA of Naumovozyma dairenensis CBS 421, 1587 nucleotides long. It is a transcript of the gene FEN2, whose product is annotated as Fen2p. The record is from RefSeq and is a predicted model, not a curated record. NCBI's taxonomy places the organism in Eukaryota, Fungi, Ascomycota, Saccharomycetes, Saccharomycetales, Saccharomycetaceae. The transcript has a single exon. Gene Ontology annotation, cellular component: plasma membrane. Gene Ontology annotation, molecular function: pantothenate transmembrane transporter activity. Bases 1 to 1587 code for a protein of 528 amino acids. Gene Ontology annotation, biological process: pantothenate import across plasma membrane.
AUGAUUAAGGAACCUGUAAGCUCAGUAGGUACUGACCUAGAAUGCAUGUCGAAGGACACAAAAGAUGCAUCAACGAAGCCAAUUAAAAAGUGGUUCUUGCUUCUAAAAAUCGACAUUUUCGUCCUCUCAUUCGUUUGUCUCCAAUACUGGAUCAAUUAUGUUGAUCGUGUGGGUUUUACUAACGCAUAUGUAUCAGGUAUGAAAGAAGAUUUGAAUAUGAAAGGUGAUGAUUUGAAUAUAACGACGACUUGUUUCACAAUAGGGUAUAUUAUUGGUAUGUUGCCUCAUAAUUUGAUCCUUUUGGUUGUGCCACCAAGGUUAUGGUUAAGUUUUUGUACGUUUGCAUGGGGGUUACUUACACUUGGGAUGUUUAAAGUGAAUUCUUUCAAGCAAGCUUGUGCUAUUAGGUUUUUCCAAGCUUUGUUUGAAAGUUGUACCUUUUCAGGUACUCAUUUAAUUUUAGGUUCAUGGUAUAAGGACAAUGAGUUACCCAUUAGAAGUGCAAUAUUCACAAGUAGUGGGUUGGUUGGUUCAAUGUUUAGUGGUUUUAUGCAAGUUAGUAUACAUGAUAAUUUAAAUGGACGCCAAGGUUUGGAAGGUUGGAGAUGGUUGUUCAUUAUUGAUUUUUGUAUUACUGUACCGAUUGCCAUUUAUGGAUUGAUCUUCUUCCCUGGUGUUCCAGAUAACACCAGCAGAGCUAGUAGAUUUUCUAUGACGAAAUAUAUCUUCAGCGAGCAAGAAUUACGUUAUGCAAGGAGAAGAUUACCAGCAAGAGAUGAAAGUACUAAAUUAGAUUGGUCAAUUUUCACAAGAGUAUUGAAAAGAUGGCAUUGGUGGUUAUUUUCCUUCGUAUGGGUUCUUGGCGGCGAGAAUUUAAGUUUCGCAUCGAAUUCCACGUUUGCUUUAUGGUUAAAGCAACAAGGAUAUUCAUUAUCCAAUAGAAAUAAUUAUCCAUCGGGGAUUUUCGCAGUCGGAGUUGUAUCUAGCGUUGUUUCUGCCAUAUAUUUGAGUAAACUCCAGAAAGCCAGACAUUGGCAUGUUGCUGUUUUCAUAUCUAUCGUGAUGUGUGUUGUUUCCAUCAUGAUACGUUCCAACCCACUAUCGCCAAAAGUCAUGUUUACUGCCCAAUAUCUUGGUGGCAUUGGUUAUGCUGGUCAAGCAGUAUUCUUUGCAUGGGCAAAUACAGUGUGUCAUGAUGAUCUUCAAGAACGUGCUAUUGUGUUAGCAUCUAUGAAUAUGUUUUCUGGUGCAGUAAACGCCUGGUGGUCAUUGUUAUUCUACACCGCCUCUAUGGUUCCAUACUUUGAAAAGGGUUGUUAUGCACUAAUUGCAACAUCGGUCAGUACAGGUAUCGUAUCCGUUUAUAUAAGACAUCUCCACAUACGAGAACUCAAUAAUAAGAAAUUGCUUCCCUACAUUGAUGCGAAUGAUAUGCUAGCAAGCGAUGAGGAAGACGACGAUGAUGGUGAAGAAGAGCAAGAGGGUGCUGUUUUAGAAGAAAGAGAAGAAGGUCAAACAUUCAGUAUCGGGGAUUUUGAACCAGAACAAACCCGAGUUAUUAAUAUCAUCCCAUCAUCCAAGAUUUAA